Molecule: messenger RNA, 297 nt
Organism: Knipowitschia caucasica
Lineage: Eukaryota; Metazoa; Chordata; Actinopteri; Gobiiformes; Gobiidae
Source: the annotation of a GenBank genome assembly
AUGCUCGGUGUGAAGACCCGCCACGCUCUGACACACCCACCCAGUCCCGCCCAAUCACAGCGCAGCCAAACCACCGUCCAACGCCCAGGACAAGUCAGACGUUUCGAUGUGGAGAAUGGUCUGUCGGUGGGACGCAGCCCGCUGGAUGCUCAGGCCUCCCCCGGCUCAGGGCUGGUCAUCCAAGCCAACUUCCCCCACAGCCAGAGACGAGAGUCCUUCCUGUACCGCUCCGACUCAGAGUUCGACCUGUCGCCAAAAGUCCCGUCCAGGAACUCGUCCGGGGCCAGCGACCUGUGA